Messenger RNA from Pseudocercospora fijiensis CIRAD86, 2091 nucleotides. RefSeq lists its product as uncharacterized. The coding region runs from base 1 to 2091 and encodes 696 amino acids. NCBI's taxonomy places the organism in Eukaryota, Fungi, Ascomycota, Dothideomycetes, Mycosphaerellales, Mycosphaerellaceae. The transcript is spliced from 27 exons. The record is from RefSeq and is a predicted model, not a curated record.
AUGAACUUGCUGAAUCGUGCCGCAAUUGUUGAUCCCCAAAUGCAACUAGAAAAUCGCCAAUCGCAACCAGCAAUCAAGAUCUGGAUAGCAAGCGGGCAGACUGGCUGGCACAGAGUGCAAGUCUUGCUUGACUUCGCCGACUUUCCGCGCGUGUCGAUAAUUCCUGGUAAUCCCGGCCAAGACACCGCCUUUGGGUCGCCGUCCUUUGAAAGCAUUCCCGGUUCUAGACGAACAGACGCUAUAAUAUCCCAACAUGCUCGCUCACCAAUCCUGCUUCUUGAUAGCAUGAAACAACCUACAGCCAAAGACAUUCAGACGCCGUAUCCAUGCCGAUCAGCGCUGAAUGCCGCAUAUUCGUGCUCCAGCCUUACAGUCAGAACAUGGGUCGGAUUUUGGAGUCGAGCUCAUACGAAACCCAACAGGCUUCCCGAUCUACUCUUCGUCCUCAUCCCACCUCAGCUGCAGGGCUCACUAGCUCUCCUUUUUAUCAGAUUCCUUCUUGAUUUCAUGUGCUCCUGCUGGGGCAUGUCGCUGGUGCUCCUGCUGGUGUAUCUUGGUCUGCUGACUGAUGAUUUUUCAAUUCUCAACAGGCGGCGAGCUGGAGCUCAAAAGCGAGAGGUAAUUUUUUUUCCCGGGCAUCAGAAUGGCCAUCGCAGGAUGGGCCAAGUCCGCGAGCCGGUAAUCUGGGCUGACUGCUUUUUGUCCGAUGCUUCGUGCCAGUGUGAUCUGGAACGUGCUGGCCCUGAAGCUACAAUGCAUGAUGGCGUGAUGAACACUAUGUUCCCGCAUGAAUUCAUUCAUCACACGGCCUGGCCUCCAUAUCCCAAGAAGAGCUCCAUAGAAGUCAUCGGCCUCGUUCGACCGGUCUCAUUGGAAGAAUCUCUUGACGUAGGCGGAGAAUGGAGAGGAGGCGUGGAGGGUGGCGGAGACGACAUUAGCAUGUCGCGGGCGGAGGUGAAAUGGCAAACUUCUCGCCCUGGCGCGGGUUUGAACAACACAUACCGAGCAGAAGAUAGGUUGCGGUUGAAGCGAAGGCCGCAGAUAGAAGUGGUUGCAGAAUUUGUACUUGCCGACCGAGCCCACAAUUCGAGAUUUAGGCUCCACAUGAUUGCGGCUGUCCACGAGCAUGAUCCUGUUGAUUGUGUUGAUGAUCAAGUCGAUGCUGAGAUGAAUCUCUUGAGCGCUGAAGGCCACUGGAAGCUAGCAGGCCGAAAUGAUCACCGGCGAAAUGCAUUCAGCGGCAGGAAGGGUCUGAUUGACAGCUUCAGUGGAAAAGUCCAGGAACAAGAUGAUAUAUCAGUGUCUGGGCCUCCGAAGCCGCAUCAGGAGCAAGCAUACCAGCCAUGGCUACAUCUCAUCAAGCGCGUGAGUCGGACGCAUCCAAAAUCCCGAUCCGGACCAGAAAAGCCUCUCUAUGUGUUCCGCCACGACUCCAGCACUGGAAAGCUCGAUAUCGCAGGCCGUACAUCGUCGCUACCCAUCGUGUUCCGUUUCCUGGUGCUUUGGAACUGGGAUAUGGCCUCUGCUUUGAGCAUGGCGCGCUCUCUGCAAGAAAGCCCGCAUCAAGAUGUGAAAAUGGCAGCAGCAAGGAGUUAUAUACCAUUCAUCAAGGCUGAGAGUCUUGACGUUGUCCAUGCACGUGUAUGUGCCUCUUGCAUGCAUUCCACCUCUUUCUGUGUAUCCUCCCUGUGUGAAGAUCCUCAUACCUAUGCCAAUGCCCGAGGGAACAUGACAACUAUUAUCGCCAUCCUGCUUCAAGGGGCUAGGGAGUACAUCGUUUGCUCUGCUUUUCUCCAGCUGAAGCUGCCAUUCCAGCAUAAGCUGCUAUUCCAGCAUCGCAUCGCUGGCAUCAAUCCCCUAUGGUCUGAAAAUUGGUUCCCGGUUGGAAAUUGUCUUUCGCGUUCCGCAAAAUGCCCGAUAUCCAUAUGCUGGACGAAGUCGCUAAUGCACGGAAGCAGAGUUGGCCAUCUACGUAGUGGGCGUGGUGCCAUCGACGACGGGCUUAAGGCAAGUGAGAAUCAUCCUCAAACUGUUGUCAUGUUUGCUGGUAUUGAUGCGAGAGCCCCAGCUUCUGUAGUGUUAUCUAUUUAA